AUGAGCCUUCAGGAGCAAUCCGGGAAGAAGGUUUCCAUUCUCAUUGUCAACGGUUGGUGGUCGUGGAAGGGCGGUCGAUUGAGUCACGCGCGUGUCGUGAGCAGUGCCAGAAAGAUUGCUGAAGGGAGAGCGUCUUGGAGAGGAAGCACCUGCGUGGCGUGCAGGACAAAGCACUGUGUGCAAGCAGGGACACCGCAAGAAUAGGGGUCGAAAAACCCACAGGUCUAGCCUGGUGGAGCUUAGAACCUAUUGGGAUGGCAACAAACAAUCGGGGUCCUCCUCGUGGCCCUGGGGGUCAAGGGGGUCCUGCCGCAGUCAGACCACAGUUGCCGGCCUGGGGCCCAAGGCAACCAGGUAACGUAGUUAGGGGCACAGCACCGCCCGCUGGUGCUCCUCAAGCUGUGCAGCCGGCACAGAUACAGGGAGCUGCACCCCCUCCCCAGCCACCUCCUCAAGCACAGGGACAAAUGCAAGUACAGGCCGCUGCAGGGAGCAAUGGGGCUCAAGACUGGAAGCAGCAACUGAAGCUCCCCCCUGCAGAUACCCGCUUCAGAACAGAGGAUGUCACCAAUACCAAAGGGAACGAGUUUGAAGACUAUUUCCUGAAGAGAGAGCUGCUGAUGGGAAUCUAUGAGAAAGGCUUCGAGAGACCUUCACCCAUCCAAGAAGAGAGCAUUCCAAUCGCGCUUACAGGCCGCGAUAUUCUUGCUAGAGCCAAGAAUGGCACGGGAAAGACAGCCGCCUUCUGCAUCCCCGCUCUUGAGAAAGUGGAUACGAGCAAGAAUGCCAUUCAAGUUCUGCUGCUGGUGCCGACUCGCGAGCUAGCUUUGCAGACUUCUCAAGUUUGCAAGGAGCUCUCGAAGCAUAUGGGCAUCCAAAUCAUGGUGACAACUGGAGGGACUAGCCUGAAGGACGACAUCAUGCGUCUCUACAAUCCAGUCCACGUGUUGGUAGGGACUCCUGGUCGUAUCCUCGACCUUACAAAUAAGGGGGUGUGCAAGCUGAACAACUGCACGAUGCUAGUCAUGGACGAGGCGGACAAGUUGCUGUCCCCGGAGUUCCAGCCCCUGUGUGAGCAGCUCAUUGGGUACACGCCGGAGCAGCGCCAGAUUCUGCUGUACUCUGCGACCUUCCCCGUGACCGUCAAGUCCUUCAAAGACAAGUUCCUGAGGAAGCCGUACGUCAUCAACCUGAUGGACGAGCUCACGCUCAAGGGUAUCACUCAGUACUAUGCUUUUGUGGAGGAGAGGCAGAAGGUGCACUGCCUCAAUACGCUCUUCUCAAAGUUGCAAAUCAACCAGUCAAUCAUCUUCUGCAACUCUGUCAACCGGGUGGAGCUCCUUGCGAAGAAGAUUACCGAGCUGGGUUACUCGUGCUUCUACAUCCACGCCAAGAUGCUGCAGUCUCAUCGCAACCGUGUCUUCCAUGAUUUCCGGAACGGAGCCUGCCGGAACCUCGUGUCGUCAGACCUCUUCACCAGGGGUAUCGACAUCCAAGCUGUCAAUGUGGUCAUCAACUUCGACUUCCCCAAGAACUCUGAGACGUAUCUCCACAGGGUGGGCCGGUCAGGAAGAUUCGGUCACCUAGGCCUGGCAGUGAACCUGAUUACGUAUGAGGAUCGUUUCAACUUGUAUCGCAUUGAGCAGGAGUUGGGCACAGAGAUCAAGCCCAUUCCUCCUCAGAUCGACCGGGCAAUCUACUGUCGAUAA
Klebsormidium nitens is the source of this 1709-nucleotide messenger RNA. The record is from the annotation of a GenBank genome assembly. Lineage: Eukaryota; Viridiplantae; Streptophyta; Klebsormidiophyceae; Klebsormidiales; Klebsormidiaceae.